AUGUAUCAGCAACAUGAAGAUUACCAGGCUCAAUCACAGGAAAACCCAACCAUUCCGUUGGGUCUUAUCACUAAUACAUCUUCAAAUACAAACUGGACUAAAAUUUUUCAUGAUGCUUUGAGACUGAACGACAAGCUGUCGCAAAAAGUAAAGUUUGAAUUUAUAGCUGUUUCUAAAACAGACUUGAACUCCUUUGGAAAAAUUCUAGAUACGCUGUGCCAUGAGUUACUGCCACGAAAAGUUCAGGCAGUUUUUCUUGCGACCGAAGGUUUAACAGUUUACAAGUUCACGAAAAUGUUGGCGGUUGUUCCCCUGCUAAGUUUGGGUACAAACAGGGAUUCGGCGAUGGAGAAUCAGGAGGUGUAUUAUAACUACAAAUAUCUUCAACCUCCCGUAACUCAACAAUCUAAAGUGAUUCAAGCCACACUAGAUUUUCUGAAAGUUAAAAAAUAUUCUAUCGUGUAUGAAAUGCACACAGAAAACGAGAAGCUAGCUCAGGAGGGUUUUUCACCGGAUACAAAUCAGAAUGGUUAUGUCUUCAUGACACCGCUCGUAUCCAAAGGAAAGUAUGCUGACUUCACUACACUUGUGGUUCAAGUUACAGAAGUAUUAACUAAGAUUAAAAUCCAGGAAAUCAAAGUGAUCGUUUUGACCUGUGGGGAAGAGUUGGUAAGAACUGUUUUUAAGAUUGCGACGAAGUUAGGGAUGGUUUCCGAAGAUUUUCUUUGGAUUGGAACGGAGGCAGUCAUUCAAGCCUUAAACGUUACAAACGAUCGGCAUCAGGACAUGCCGAUUGGCAUUUCAAACUUGAUCGGAGUUAAACUUAACAUGUCGGAAGAAACAAUAGCAUUAAAAGCACUACAGAUUCUUGCUUCUUCAACACAAGUUGACUCCAAUGAAUCAGUGCUGACUGUUCCACUCCCAAACGGGUCAUGUGAUGGCGUGUUUCAUAGGACGUCUUUUAAAAAGUUGAUAAGUCCUUGUAGACCGACGACCCAAAGUUUGACGUUGAAUCAGCAAGUUGUCAGCGAUACUUACGACAUUUUAAAGCUAGAAACUAAUCCUGUGUUGAGGCAAUCUUGGAGGAAAAUUGCAACGUUUCAAAAUAACGGAAGCUUUCAGUUUGAAGAAAACUUUCUUCCAAAAUUCGAUCCCAAACCUGGCGUUGCAUCUAAGAGUCUUCGAAUUGUUGGUAUCGAACACGGUCAGUACCUUUAUAAGGCUGGCAACGUGACAGGCUGCACCGAACAUGGAGAGCAUUGCACGAAAGAAAAAUUACAACACAAUUCACCUCAGCCGACUUGCGAAAUAGGAGUCCCCUGUUACGAACACUCCAACAUCUCGAGCAACAGUUCACAUCAGCCGCGCGUCUUCUGUGUAUCUGGUCUAAUGAUAGACUUACUGGGCUUGAUACAGGACAAACUAAGCUUCUCCUAUGAACUAUACCUCGUACCAGAUGGAAAGUACGGGGCCAUAGAUGAUGUUACAGGUCUGUGGAAUGGUAUGAUAGGUGAAGUGUUGUACGGUAAAGCAGACAUGGCAUUAGGUACUAUCACGAUCAACGCACAGCGCAGUCAGGUAGUGGAUUUCACUACUCCCUACGGCGAAGUUGGAAUUGGGAUGGUAAUUGCCAACGGUGUUUCUUCCAAACCUUUCAUAACUAUGGAGUUUCUCGAACCGUUUGGAACAAGUUUAUGGUUUGCUAUCUUGUUAUCCAUUCUGACAAUUCUUGUUGCCUUGUGGUACCUGGACCGAAAAACAAAUGAGUUUUAUAUUAAUAGCAAUAGUUAUUUUUCGAAAAGAGCAAUCACAGAAAGCUUGAGUGAGAAAGAAAGUAUAACGUUCUUGGAGAGUAUGUCUUACACGUGGAGCACACUUGUGCACGUGCCAGCGGGAAGUGGUUUUCCAAGAAGCUUGAGUGCUCGCCUAGUGUCUAUCUUCUUUGCUUUUGCCAUGAUAAUCCUGAGCAGCACAUAUACCGCAAAUCUAGCCGCUAAUAAGGUAAAAGAUGACGCUGAGCCACCAGUAACAGGAAUAUACGACGAAAAGAUGAUUAACCCUCCCCCCGGUUUCCACUUUGGAACUCUGAAGUCGAGCAGCACUGAAGCCUACUUCAAGUUUAAUCGAGAUCCGCGCAUGCGUAGAAUCUAUGAUAACAUGAAGCAUUACAACGUGGAAAAUGUACAUGACGGGGUGGCAAAAGUUAAAUCUGGGGAAUUUUCAGUUUAUAUCGACGACCACCCUUAUCUGGAGCAUUUGGUCUCUUCGCAACACGACUGCUCCUUGAGAAUUGUGGGAGAGCCUUUUGGUAUCUCUGGAUAUGGACUAGUACUAACGAAAGAUUCCUCUUGGACCCAGGUUUUCUCAAAGAGGAUUCUCCAACUGAGUGACGAAAACGCGUUGUCUGUUCUUUGGAAUAAGUGGCUGGUGCGAAAGUGUUUGACAAAAGAAGACUUUGAGAGAUCACCACACAGAUUGUCUAUGUCUGAUCACAACGGCGUUUUCGUGCUUGUCGCUGCUGGCAUCUUUAUAUCAAUUUUAUUUUUAGGCAUAGAGCGUAAGAUUGCUUUUUAUCAGACAAGAAGGAAAAUCAUCGCAGAAGAAUCGGAAAGAAAUGAAGACUACGAGUUAUCUACCACGACUCCGAGAAAGGAAAGUAAGAUGCAAAGCAGUGUUUUGGACGACGGGUCAUCACGACGCAGUUUUACUCCUUCGACGACGACAUAUUCAAACUCUGUGCUACAGCUUGAACAAUGUGAUAACCAGCAGCAGCAAGAAACAAAUAGGUUUAAGUUUAAUUCAGUUUGUUAGCCGAUAAAAAACUAGACGAGUAAAAUAUAGGAAUGUCAGCCACUUUCGUUAAAACAAUUACUGUAGAACCUUGGAUAGCAGCCACUUGAACCUGCAGCGGCCAUGUUGUGUUGUCCUGGCAGACGCUCUCCACUUAAGCUCUUAUCUUAACCUGUUAACAACAGUCACCCCCUCUAAACCACAACGUGCUACAAUGUCCUUCUUAGUGACCAAACUGACCGAGCUCUCCAACGACCAAUUGAUCACCGACUGACAAACAAUGCAAAAAUACGUGACAAUGCAACUCCCUGUAACAUGCAAACGACGACAGGUUUAUUUUGUUAACGAGAAAAUGCUACUUAACGCAAACUUUUUACUAA
Messenger RNA from Pocillopora verrucosa, 3170 nucleotides. Its product is annotated as glutamate receptor ionotropic, NMDA 1-like. The record is from RefSeq and is a predicted model, not a curated record. Gene Ontology annotation, molecular function: signaling receptor activity; ligand-gated monoatomic ion channel activity. Gene Ontology annotation, biological process: monoatomic ion transport. Lineage: Eukaryota; Metazoa; Cnidaria; Anthozoa; Scleractinia; Pocilloporidae. Gene Ontology annotation, cellular component: plasma membrane.